UUCUUGUCAGGCCAGUUUCCGGGCCCGCCAUGAUGUUCAGAAGACAACGAGGAGCAACGGAAAGACCGUCGAAAUGGAUGUUAUGGAUUUAAACAACGAAAAUGAUAGUUUGGAAGGAGAUAAUUACCGUUGUUUUGAAUAAGAGCCUAAGCUAACUGGUUAUUUCCAGUGGCCAUUUUUUAACCAGUUAACUAGUUACCCAAAUACUGUACGCUAACGUUAGCUGCGGCUAAUGUUUUUGUUUUGAGUGGUAGGUACACUGACCUAGGCCGCAGAUUUCCUUGUCUCAUAAUUUCAUCGUAGGUCAUACAAGGAUAAACAUCGUUCCUGCGUGGAUUGCAACUCCGAAAAGGAUCGUUUGAGGACUUCUUUUUUUUGACGUUUGAUUUUCAGUUUCCGGACGGAUAGAAGAUUUUGGACUAAGCCAUUUACGGCGGAAGACCGAAGCUUGCGGCCUCGCAUGGACUCCUAACCGCGAACUCGGUGCCUCGCUGCUCUCAGCAGCUACAAGGCCCGUGUUUCCGCGAGAGACUCUACUGACUGUAUUAACCGUGAAAACCGUAAUGGACACUUCUGGAACUGUACUUUUCUUGUGUUUUACCGGACUCUUAACGAACUGACCGGGUUAAAGACGCUGCUUGCUGGUGUCCCGGCCUUUCACUACUAGUAGCUUGGUGUCUUUGACGUAUACAGCUACAAGGACUAUCUGUGAAUACUUCCUCUUAGUUAAUUGCCUGUUUUCCCUUCGAUAUUAUCUUAGACUAAACUGGUAGCUUUCCCUUCAGUCUCAGAUCAUAUCUAGUACUGGUUAUUGUUAUUCUUAUUAACUAACUUGUUGUUUUCCCUUGUCUGAGUUUGAUUUAAGUGAUAGUUGUGAGAAUGUCGUGUGUUCAUUAUAAAUUCUCGUCCAAAUUGGACUACAACACCGUGACCUUUGACGGGCUGCACAUCACCCUAGCCGAGUUGAAACGGCAGAUUAUGGGCAGAGAGCGCCUCAAAGCCACCGACUGUGACCUACAGAUCACCAACGCACAGACCCGUGAAGAGUACACUGAUGAGGAGGUUCACAUCCCCAAACAUUCAUCAGUGAUCGUCAGACGCACCCCCAUCGGAGGGGUCAAACCAGCAGGCAGAACGUUCAUUGUUGACCGUUCUGACAUGGCUGCUGGAUCCUCCAGACCCACCGACUCUUCACCGUCCGUCUCCCUGGCCCAGCUCUCUAAGACUGCCAACCUAGCGGAGGCCAAUGCAUCAGAGGAUGACAAGAUCAGAGCCAUGAUGUCCCAGUCCAACAGUGAAUAUGACCCCAUACAUUACUCUAAGAAGGCCGUCGGACCGCCUCCUGCACAUUACACCUGCUAUCGCUGUGGCAAGAACGGACACUACAUCAAACACUGCCCAAUGCAGAUGGAUAAGAGUGUAGAGGCUCCUAAGCCAGUCAGGACCAGUAAAGGGAUCCCUCAGAGCUUUAUGGUGAAGGCUGAACCAGGAACUAAAGGAGCCAUGUUGACCAGCACUGGAGAAUACGCUAUUCCUGCUAUAGACGCGGAGGCCUAUGCUCUGGGUAAGAAGGAGCGUCCCCCCUUUGUUCCUCGUGAAGCGUCAUCGUCUGAAGAUGAGGCUGAUCCAAUCCCUGAUGAGCUGCUCUGCCCCAUCUGUAACGACCUGAUGAGUGAUGCUGUGGUCAUACCCUGCUGUGGUAACUCCUACUGUGAUGACUGUAUCAGGACCAGUCUGCUGGACUCAGAGGAACACACCUGUUUCACCUGCAAACAGUCUGACGUCUCACCUGACGCUCUCAUCGCUAACAAGUUCCUACGACAGGCAGUGAAUAACUUUAAGAAUGAGUCUGGUUACACCAAACCAGCACGAAACAAAACCCUGCAGCAGUCUGCCCCGCCCCCAGCACGGCCUCAGCCAUUCAGAACCCUCGGCUCACGCCAGCAGGACCCCCUAUUGGCCAGCUCACGCCAGCAGGACCCCCUAUUGGCCAACGCUCGCCAGCAGGACCCCCUAUUGGCCAGCUCACGCCAGCAGGACCCCCUAUUGGCCAACGCUCGUCAGCAGGACCCCCUAUUGGCCAACGCUCGCCAGCAGGACCCCCUAUUGGCCAACGCUCGCCAGCAGGACCCCCCUAUUGGCCAACGCCGCCAGCAGGGACCCCCUAUUGGCCAACGCUCGCCAGCAGGACCCCCUAUUGGCCAACGCUCGCCAGCAGGACCCCCUAUUGGCCAACGCUCGCCAGCAGGACCCCCUAUUGGCCAACGCUCGCCAGCUGGACCCCCUCACUCCUCCUUCCGUCACCCUGACACAAAGCCUGCCCAUUCAGACCCCACCGAUUGGACCACCUGUGAGAUGGAGGCGGGGCCUUACAUGAUAUCAGAGCCACCAAUCAGAUCAGCCGACAGCGGACCUCAGGUCCACCUCCACAGCCCUCCCAUUCCCACAGAGGAGGACCCAGACCACCUUGGGACAGACCCUACAGACCUCUUUCUGACCACGUCCCCCCCUCGCCAUCCCCCUCCUUCCGCCCCGGGCCCAGCCCCUCACCUCUACCCGGGCCCUAACCUCUACCACCCUCCCCCCAACCCCCACUCCAUCCCGCCCCAGUCCUACCCCCCUCCCUACUCCACUGGACCCCCUCCCCCUGUUAACUACCCCCCCCAGCCCCUCUACCCACACGGCCAGAUGCCUCCGGGGGUUAAUGCCCCCUGGGUUCCCCCUCCCAACACCCAGCCCCACUCGCUGGGCCCCCCGCCCCUCCUAUCCUCUGGACCCCCUCUCUCCAAGGAGGACUUCUACAGACAGAGGAGACUCCGACAGGACCAGGUAACGUCCAAGCUGGAUGAGUUCACUAAAGACUUUGCCAAAGAGCUGAUGGAAUACAGACCUGCUCCCAAGAGACGGAGACGCUCCUACUCCAGGUCUCGUUCCUACAGUCGUUCUCCAUUCAGCCGUUCCCCCUACUCCCGAUCCCGUUCUCCUCGCUCCCGCUCCAGGUCUUACUCGUACACCCCCAGCCGCUCCCGCUCACGUUCCAGGUCUUACGGACGCUCCCCCUUCUCCAGACGCAACGGAGGCCGGGGAGGACGCAGCCGCUCCUACGGCCGCUCGCCGCGGUCCCGCUCACGCUCCCGUUCCUACGGCUACCGUCGCUCCGGCUCUCCUCGCUCCCCUCCGCCUUACCGAGGUGGUGGUGGUGGGGGGGGCUGGGAAGGAGGAGACGGAGCUGAAGGAGGAGGGGGGUAUCGGCCCAGGUCUCGCUCCCCGGGGGGCUACAGGAGGAGCAGGAGUCCAGGAGGGGUUAGAGGUCACCAUAAGCCUCCCCCUCGAGAGCCGCCCCCUUACGAGCCUAAAGGUGGACCUGACCUGUCUCCCGGGGGCAGGGAGCGCUGGGAGAGAGACAGCUACAGACAGUGGGAGAAAGAGUACAGGGACUGGUACAACAAGUACUACAAAGACUACAGUACCCAGCAUGCCUCGGUGCACCACCGCGGUGGCCGGGGCAGCAGAGAGAGGGACCGCCUCACCCCUCCACCCAGAGACUACUCCCCCCAGGGGCGGGUGAGGAGAGGUGAGAGAGGGGGACCUCCCGGACCCCACAGAACUCACCACGCCUUGUCCUCUAUACCCUCCGCCAGGGGGGAUGGAAAUAAGGACCGCACGCAGGGGGACGCUAGUAAAGAGCGCACGCAGGGGGGAACCAAAACGUCAGAGGGUGGAACUAAAACUCUGAAAGCGAAGAAACUGAAGAAGAAGAAGAACGGGGAGGAGCUGGAUUCAGCCAACCAAUCACUGGACAGGGGUGAUGCCACGCCCGUCAGGGACGAGCCAAUGGAUGAACUCCAGACCCUGACCCCUAGCAAAGCCCCACUCACCUCCACCAAGGUCUCGACCAAUAAGGCAGCGCUGCUCUCUGGUAAAACCCCUCCCACCUCGUCCAGCCAAUCAGAGAAGAGCAGGAAGGAGAAGGGGGGUAAGGUGAAAAUAAAGACGGAAGGCAAGGUGAAAGGAGAGAAGGUUAAGAGAAAGACAGGAGGAGAGGCGACGGUCACAGCCUCAAAGAACAAAGAGUCUUCAGCCACUAAACCAACCAAAGCAUCGAAGGUCAAACCAGACGAGCUGAUCAAGAGAGAGAAGGGGCGGAGCACCCCUACUGUUAGAGGAGGUAUGGCUAAACUCCCCCUGCCCCGCCCCCUCCCCCCUCACCCCCACGACCUCCCUAAACACCUGGCUGAUGCCCGCGGGGGAAGGAGAGAUCCCAUUCACAGUGUCGGGGUACGCCCCCCUGGUCGCCCCCUCCAGCCUACACCUCCCUCCCCAGCAGAGAAGAGGAGGAGAGUGGAGGAGAGGGAAAGGGGGAGGGGGAUGGACAGAGGGAUCGGGGGCCCCCCCGGCUAAGCUCCGCCGUGCCGAGGGUCCGUACCUCCAGAGAGGACUUCCAGCCAAGCCUCCCCUCCUCCUGAACCUGGCAUGCAGAGAGACUGGUAGAGGAGAGGGUCUGCUCCCCAUCCCUGGUACCUCACAGACAGGGAGGCUAGACCGUUUCCAUCCCAUCUCCAUCUCCAUCCCUGGGCCUGGCUCCUCCAUGGACCUGGGGAGAGAGGGGAGAGGCGACGGGCUGCUGCCCACCCCAGGGAGCUCUGAGGCAGGCAGAAGAGAGAGUGACAGGGGGUCUAUCUGGCCUCU
Molecule: messenger RNA, 4689 nt
Organism: Salmo salar (Atlantic salmon)
Lineage: Eukaryota; Metazoa; Chordata; Actinopteri; Salmoniformes; Salmonidae
Source: RefSeq, a predicted model, not a curated record